CCCUCCCCUCGCACAGCCGCCACCCACCUCCACCAUGCCUUCUUCCUAUCCCGAUUCCCACCCACAUUGCCGCCGCUGCCGCCGGCCUACGCCCUCCCCCCACACCGCCGCCGUGAAACCCCCUCCUCACCUUCUCUCCCCGGUCGAGCAGCAGCAGGUCAGGCGGAGGCGGCAGCCAGAUCCACUGCGUUGCUUCCGGAUCCGCGCCCUCCCCACCCCCGAUUCAUCUCCAAUCCCGCCGCCGACACCCAACCCCACCCCCACCGGCGACCUCCCCUAACCCCAUCACCACCGGCGACCUCCCUCCCUUGCUCCUCAACCCAACCUAACCCCGAUUCGAUUCAGUUCAGAGACGAAUCCCCUUCCACAUCGCCGCCGCCGCCACACACUGCCGAUCCCCUCACAUCCGGCCGGUGGCCAUGGCCUCCGGUAUCUCCCCGACAGCCGCCACUCCCGUACCCUCUCCAGUCCCCUCCCCUGCGCUGCCCUCACCAGAAGAGGAAGAGAAGAGGUAGGGAGACCAAGCGAGCUGGUCAGGCGGCCGCCAUGGCGUGACCAGAUCCGCCACGGUUGCCCAUGGUUUCUUCGACCUGGGCCUCGACGGAGGUCGCCAUGGCCUGCUCCGUGCUGAUCCUCUCUUCCUCACCUCACAUCAGGCGACGGCCAAAUCAAGGCGUAUUCGCACCAUCGUCAAUGGCCUCAAUGGAGGUGCUCGCGUGCCGGCUUCCUCCUCCUGCUUCUUCUCGGCCGCUGCCGACGCCAUGGAGCUUCCUAGCCUAGCAGGAAGGGGGAAGAAGAGACAGCGGGACGGAAGUAAGGAGGCCGCCGGGGAGUGAGGUGUUGUACUCGACGAAGAUAGCUGACGCCUCUGUUUGUGAUGCCACAUGACAAGCAUAGGGAAGAGCCCACCAUCGCCAGCUUGCUCCACCACAAGUCGCGCUUGCCCUCCGUGCUCAACAUGGCACUGCUUGUCCUGGGAGUGAUUAUUCUCAUUGUAUACUUCAACAACGGCUCAGGUACACGAAGGCUGGGAGCGCCAAGGCGCACCUCACGCGCGGGGAUGCCGACAAGAAGGAUGUGGGCGAGGACUUCUUCGUCUUCAUGGGCGAGUUCCGCAAGGAGUUCAAGCAGAAGAACCCCAAGAACAAGUCUGUCACUGCUGUAGGCAAAGCAGCCGGUGGGAGGUGGAAGAACUUGAGCGAGUCGAUCAUGGUGUACCAGCUUUGCAAGGGCGUUGCUUUUUGCCACGGACGCGGUGUUCGGCACCAUGACCUUAAGCCACACAACCUACAAAUUGGUGGAUGGGUAGGUAUCCUCUGGUUUGAUCCCAGCAAGAGGAAGUGUUCUCUUCUCUUUAUCAACCAAAGGCACUUUCUUCUCUCAUGGAUGGAUGGGACUCCAUCAAUUUAGUAUCAGUUUAGGUGUUAGUAUGCUGUUGAUGCUUCUAUUGAUGCCAUGCUUUUUGUCUUGUCAUGUGCUGAUAUUAACUGGCAGCAUCAGCUCCCAUGAUUGCUUGCUUGCUUGCUUACUCUAUAACCUGUACUGCUAAAACAUGUUAUCCUACUCCAUGAUGAUAUAUCAUUUGCAAAUACUCCUGGACAUCAGCUCCCAUGAUGUUGCAUUUGCUAUAAUCUGUACUGCUAAAAGAGGAGUGUAAACUGGAGUAAUUUUUUCAGCCAUUAUCUUUGUUUUCUUUUGGGCGGAUGCUCUCCACUGGAGUACAGCUGGGUACUGCAUCUCUUUUUGCAUUCCUUUUUCAGUCAGUGCUUGACCAUUUUUUUAAAGAUGAAUUGGAAUACUCCUGGACAGCAGUACAUGGAGUAUAGCUGUAACUUCUUGCAGUAUAGCUGUAGCAGUCCAUUAGGAGUAGUUUUGCAUCAGUAGCAUUAGGAGUAACUUCUUGCAGAAACUCUUUCACACAUAUUGUCAUGCAUCAGUAGCAUGUUUGCCUGUUUUGGAGUAGCGAUUAAUUACUUGUAAUGUUUUUCUUGUCUGAGCACACACACUAAAUGAAACUUUUUCAGAUGAUUAUUAUUAACUGAAACUGUUAUGUACAUGAAUAUAGUCUAUCUACAGCUAGUUACAUAUGUGGUGCAAUUGUGUAGAACUACUAGUACUAUGCUUGAGAUUUGAUCAUGAAUAUAGUGUAUCUGCAAUUGUACAUGAAUAUAGUGUAUCUGCAGUACUGUAAUAUGCUUGAGACUUGAUCCAAACCAUAUUAAUUGUUGUUAGUGAUUUUAUUAUCUACUUUUUGCAUCAUCUGAACAUUUUUUGCUGCUGCAUAGUUUCUCACUCAUGAUUGAUCUACUGCCAGGUGAAUGAGGUUUUCAAAUAUUGAAGGAGGAGGACAAUAUGAACUUCUGUUCUGUCUUAUCAUCUAAACUUCUGUUUUAAUUUUCUUUGUUGUAGAAUAGUUUUGUUUGGCACUUACUAUUCCUGGGAUGUAAAGAUAUGUAUUGCUAGAAUGAAUGGUUGUAAUAUAAGCAAUAUUAUAUUUUGGGCUCCUAUAACAUUGCACGUUGCUUUGAAAAUGUAUCAGAACUGGGCUAGGCCCAAGAUAGCUUGUGGUGUGAUAUGUUGUAAUGUCAAUGGCAUUAUAUUUUUU
This is a messenger RNA of Aegilops tauschii subsp. strangulata, 2605 nucleotides long. The record is from RefSeq and is a predicted model, not a curated record. NCBI's taxonomy places the organism in Eukaryota, Viridiplantae, Streptophyta, Magnoliopsida, Poales, Poaceae.